AUGUUGUUAAUGGAGACUAAAAAUAAAAGUGGUGAUGAAUUAAUGAGGAAAAUUGUCUUGGGAUUAGAAAUUCAUAUUACUCUUAAUAGUGAAAAAAAAAUCUUUAACUGGGAAAAUACUUAUAAAGGCGAGGGGCUUCCUAAUAGUCAAUUAGGUCUAAAACUGGCGACGGCUUUAGAAAUGAAAAUUAGUCCAAUUAUUCUUUUUGACCGUAAAAUUUACAAUUAUUUUGAUUUACCAAAAGGCUAUCAAAUUACUCAACAAGAAACCCCGCUGGCUACUGCUGGCUAUUUACCAAUUAUUAAGGAAAAUAAAAUCACGAAAAUACCAAUCAAAGUUCUCCAAUUAGAAGAAGAUACCGCUAAAAGCACUUAUUCGCAAGAGGGAGUUAAAUUAGAUUUUAAUCGAGCCGGCAAUCCCUUAAUUGAAUUAGUUACUGAACCAGUUUUCCAGCAGGUCGAAACAGUAUUAAUUUUUAUUAAACAAUUGCAAAAUCUCCUGCGUUAUUUAGAUAUUUCCCAAGCCAAAAUGGAACAAGGACAAUUGCGAAUAGAUUUAAAUUAUUCUUUACAGUUAGAAAAUAGUUAUUCCACCCCUCGUUAUGAAAUUAAAAAUCUCAACUCGCUAGCCAAUAUUGAAAAGGCGUUAAAAUGGGAAAUUACUAAGCAUGAAUUAUUGUUUUCUCAAGGGCAAGAACCUCCGGCUAGCCAAACCCUAGGAUUUGAUGAGACCAAACAAAUAACUAUUACUCACCGCCAGAAAACUGACUAUUUUUAUUUACCGGAAGUCAAUAUUCCUCCGCUUAAAUUAACCAGCAGAGAUAGCAAAAAAAUUAAAAAAGAAAAAAAACUGGAUAAUGAAGAAAUAAAUUCCAUAAUUAGAGAAUUAAAAGAAACCCCCAAAAACUUUGCUUUACUAGUAAAAAGUUCAAAAUUAUUUGCUCGGACAAGUCAAGCAAAAAUUCCCGGACUAUUCAGUAAAAGAAGUAGUGAUAACCAAAUUAAAGAAUUACAAACCGAAAUUAACCACUUAAAAACUGAGAAAAGUAAGCCAACUAGCGAAGAUAUCGAAAAAAUUACCGAAUUUAGCAAAGAAUUAAGCAUUACUGAUAGCAAAUUGACUGCAGAAUUACAAACUGCUACUAGUUAUCAAGAAUUAUUCAACAUUCAGCACAAGACUUUCAAAGCCAAAUUAGCAAGUGAAGUAAUUAGUAAAAAUAUGGCUAAAAAUAUGAAUUACUGCUUAGGGACUCAUUGGCGGCUUAGUAUUGUUAACUUAAAUGAUAGUUAA
Molecule: messenger RNA, 1290 nt
Organism: Entrophospora sp. SA101
Lineage: Eukaryota; Fungi; Glomeromycota; Glomeromycetes; Entrophosporales; Entrophosporaceae
Source: the annotation of a GenBank genome assembly